CUUCUCCCCCAGGCUUUGUGACCACUUCUCCAUCUCCUCCAUAUUACCCAUCCCAUAUAUCCUGUCUGAUUAGACAUGGCUUCUUCCCUCAGAAUCGGUUCUACCGCUCUCCGGUCUUCCAUCGCGAAGCCGGUGCAGUCCGCUGCCUUCAAUGGCGUGCGCUGCUACUCUUCCGCUAAGGUUAAGUCCCUCAAGGACACCUUCGCCGACAACCUGCCCGCCGAGAUCGAGAAGGUCAAGAAGCUCCGCAAGGAGCACGGCAGCAAGGUCAUUGGUGAGGUUACCCUCGACCAGGCCUACGGUGGUGCCCGUGGCAUCAAGUCCCUCGUUUGGGAGGGUUCCGUCCUCGACUCUGAGGAGGGUAUCCGUUUCCGUGGCUACACUAUCCCCGAGUGCCAAAAGCUCCUGCCCAAGGCUCCCGGUGGUGAGGAGCCCCUGCCUGAGGGUCUCUUCUGGCUUCUGUUGACCGGCGAGAUCCCCUCCGAGCAGCAGGUCCGUAACCUGUCUGCCGAGUGGGCUGCCCGCUCCGAUGUCCCCAAGUUCAUUGAGGAGCUCAUCGAUCGUUGCCCCAACACCCUCCACCCCAUGGCCCAGUUCUCUCUGGCCGUGACCGCUCUCGAGCACGAGUCUGCCUUCGCCAAGGCCUACGCCAAGGGUGUCAACAAGAAGGAGUACUGGACCUACACCUUCGAGGACUCCAUGGACCUCAUCGCCAAGCUGCCCACCAUUGCUUCCCGCAUCUACCGCAACGUCUUCAAAGAUGGCAAGGUCGCCCCUGUCCAGAAGGACAAGGAUUACUCCUUCAACUUGGCCAACCAGCUUGGCUUCGGCGGCAACAAGGACUUUGUUGAGCUGAUGCGUCUGUACCUGACCAUCCACUCCGACCACGAGGGUGGUAACGUCAGCGCCCACACCACCCACUUGGUUGGCAGUGCUCUGAGCUCCCCCAUGCUCUCUCUGUCCGCUGGUCUCCAGGGUCUUGCCGGUCCCCUUCACGGUCUCGCUAACCAGGAGGUCCUGAACUGGAUCACCAAGAUGAAGGAGUCCGUCGGCAGCGACAUCAGUGACCAGUCCAUCAAGGACUACCUCUGGGCCACCCUUAACAGCGGCCAGGUCGUCCCCGGUUACGGCCACGCCGUUCUGCGCAAGACUGACCCCCGUUACGUCUCCCAGCGCGAGUUUGCUCUCCGCAAGCUUCCCGAUGACCCUCUGUUCAAGCUGGUCAGCCAGGUCUACAAGAUCGCCCCCGGCGUUCUGACCGAGCACGGCAAGACCAAGAACCCCUACCCCAACGUCGAUGCCCACUCUGGAGUCCUCCUCCAGUACUACGGUUUGACCGAGGCUAACUACUACACCGUCCUGUUCGGUGUGUCCCGUGCCAUUGGUGUCCUGCCCCAGCUGAUCAUCGACCGUGCUCUUGGUAUGCCCAUUGAGCGCCCCAAGUCUUUCAGCACCGAGGCCUACGCCAAGUUGGUUGGUGCUAAGCUUUAAGCUCAUGAAUUUUCCCAUCUCUUUUUUUUUAAUAUCACCCUCGGGGCCCGUUGAAAACCUGGGUUAGACAUUUGUAUUAUCUCCUUUGUUUGACCGAGAGAGUCUUUGGUUAUUUUCAUGUUGUAUGAUAGGGACUUGAUCGGUUCGAGCGGGCCUUGUAACAGAACUUCCAUGUCAAAUCAUUUAUGAUCUCCAAUUUAUUUUAAAACAAAAACA
Penicillium samsonianum is the source of this 1707-nucleotide messenger RNA. It is a transcript of the gene cit1, whose product is annotated as citrate (Si)-synthase CIT1. Gene Ontology annotation, cellular component: mitochondrial matrix. The transcript is spliced from 5 exons. Bases 76 to 1491 code for a protein of 471 amino acids. The record is from RefSeq and is a predicted model, not a curated record. Gene Ontology annotation, biological process: citrate metabolic process; carbohydrate metabolic process; tricarboxylic acid cycle. NCBI's taxonomy places the organism in Eukaryota, Fungi, Ascomycota, Eurotiomycetes, Eurotiales, Aspergillaceae.